Messenger RNA from Cladophialophora bantiana CBS 173.52, 1701 nucleotides. RefSeq lists its product as uncharacterized. Bases 1 to 1701 code for a protein of 566 amino acids. The record is from RefSeq and is a predicted model, not a curated record. Lineage: Eukaryota; Fungi; Ascomycota; Eurotiomycetes; Chaetothyriales; Herpotrichiellaceae. The transcript has 2 exons.
AUGUCUGGAGACGACAGCCCCCUGUUCCUCCCCUCUUCUCCCCCUCCCCAUCUAUCCAGGAGCCCUGAUGCUGAAGUGCCGAUGCUGGUUCAGAGAGCGCAAGGCGUUGAAACUCUGAGCCCGGCAUUUGACAACUUCCUUGUCUCAUACAAUCAUGCAUUUUUUGAUCUCUUCGAGCGCCAAAUCGAACUGAUCAAAUCCCGUUCGCAGGCGUUCAAAGAUGGCCACGUCAGUGUCUUCGACAAGGUGUUGUUGAUUCUCACAGAGAAUGGAAACAAUCUGAACAACCCGGCAGCGAUCAGCUUCUAUAGCAAAGAGUAUCUGAACAUCGAUAUCAGCGCCUCUGCUCAGGAAGUAACAUCAAGGCUCCAGCAGACUGUGGAAGUUUCACAGGCGUUGCGUCAAGUGGCUGCUUAUCUGAUGAACCUGGUUCCAGAACUGUCCUUGGAUAAGACCAAUAUGGUUCAGAGAGGAUCUAGGGCUCUAGGUCAAAAUCCUGCUCGACUAUUUCCCGUCAACCCAAACCUACGCAAGGACAUGGAACCCAGAUUGGCAGUGCUGUGGUCCGUGUAUGAGACUGCCCGAGCAGAGUAUCUCGCCGUACUCGAUAAGAACGACAAUGAAAUGGCAAUCAAGAGAGCCAAAUUCCUCCGUGACACGGCUGAAAACAUCCUGCUAUAUCUCGAGAACAGAAAUGCUGAUCCUCUGAUGGUCGCGGAGCUUGAAGGAACAUUUAAUCAUGCCAAAAACACCGUUGUUUGCUUGACUGGUGGCAAGAAACGCAAAUUCGAUAAAUCAGACAUGGAUCAAGUCAAGGGCACGCCGCGUGGACCAAGUCUGCCGUUCAGGAAGUUGAGAUCCCGUGGGGGUGGUGGAGUCGGCGAUGCAGCUGCUUACAAGCGUCCUCAUCGUCCAGAUACUUCAAGCGGCCAUACUGGCGAGAUGAAAAGCUCUUACGGAUGGGGCAGCUCUGAUCUCCCCAGUGGAUAUGGCCAGCCAUACCGGGCAAGAUACCCUGACCCAUACCGGUACCAAGAGCGCGGCCCACAUCCUUCCGAGCAUGCUAGCGCACCAGCAAGAGACUACGAACGCGGUUAUGACAAUGACGAGGCAGGAUACAGCUUAGGUAUUGGCUCAUACAAUGCCUCCGUUUCCAACAGCUACCAGGAUCGCGGCGUCAGCGACGACUGCGCAACUGGAAACCCAUCGGACGAACGCGCCUCCUCAGAGUACUCGGAGUAUCUGGACACGAUUGAACGCGACCGCGAGCAGCAGCACGGAAACACGACUCGCUCCAAAUCAGCAUCUCGAAAGCGCGACCCACCACGUCGAGAAGACCAAAUGCGAGACCAAAGCCGUCAUCGUCGACGCUCGAGGUCGCCAGCAAAUGAUCGAGGACACUUCGACCACCGGGCAUACCCCCGCGACCGAAAAUACGAGCAGGAGCGCGACAGAGACCACCACCGCCGAGCCAGCGCGAGCAUUGGCGGACGUCCCCCAAAGUUCCCUCCCUUGACCACCGGCCGUGGAUAUGGACACAGCUACGGCUCGGUUCUCUACGGCUACGACUAUGCCAACGCCAGGGCCAGGCUGGUUGAUUCGUACGUGCCUAGUCGAGAUCGCAGUCGUACUCGCAGCCGCAGCCGCAGCCGCAGCCACAGCCACAGCCACAGUCGCGGCCGUGGUCGACGUCGCUCUUAG